Peniophora sp. CBMAI 1063 is the source of this 1818-nucleotide messenger RNA. The record is from the annotation of a GenBank genome assembly. Lineage: Eukaryota; Fungi; Basidiomycota; Agaricomycetes; Russulales; Peniophoraceae.
AUGGCCGAAGAGACAUCGAUCUCUCCCUGGUCGUCUCUGGUGAACUCGCGCUUCUCCGAGAGUGCGCUUUCGCGUGUGCCACCCGGCCUCCGUUUGCAGACAUUGGACGCAGAACUCAAAGACGUCGAGAAGGCCCUCAUUGAUGCUCGCCGGCUUCGAAAUCUCAACACAUGGCCGUGCAAGCUUCCAGCUGAAGUUCUCAUAUGCAUCUUCGAAUGGCUCCAGCCGAUGUGGCCUCCAGAGCGCCAUCGGACUGAAUCGGGACAAACGUAUAGCGCCGGUUGGAUGUCAGUGAUGCAUGUCUGUAGCAUGUGGCGAGAGAUUGUCAUCGGUGUACCGUCAUUAUGGUUCAAGCCGACAUGGAACAUCUUCGACGUAGCCCCCCAGUUCAUUCCCGACAUCAUCUCACAAUCCCAGUUAAACCCACUCGACCUAUCAAUAGACUGGUGUGACCAGUUAGGCGGAGUGCUGGACGACACUGAUAGAGCUACUUGGCUUUCUUCCUCCAUCCUGCGACGUGCCGGAUGUCUGGCCAUAGCUGCCGAAACGGAGGAUUUAGUACUCAUAGCAGCCCGUCUUCCUCCUGGCCACGAGAUGCAACAACUACGAAGGCUUAGCGUGGUAUUCAUCUACACGGGGGAGGACCCUGUUUUGCCGUCUUCCCUCAAGAGCCUAUCUGGUCUGACAGAAUUAAAUCUACAGAAUGUGCAAAUACCAUGGCAUUCCCCCAUCCUCUCUCCGUCUUUGACGGAUCUCUACCUGUCGCAGAAUGAAGGGGAUAUGCAACCAUCGCACGACGAUAUCGUGGGACUCGCAGCUUCGCUUGUAUCGCUCAAGAAACUCCACCUAGAGGACGUGGUGCCCUUGCCCGAGCCUGUACGAGAGCGAUCCCUCCCGAUCGUUUUUUCCGCGUCAUUACGAAGCAUUGAUGUGCUCUCACCCUGUGAAGAGCUUGCAGCGGAUGCCUUCGUCUUCUUCUCACGCGUGAAUACGCCUCGCCGGUGCACUCAGGAGUUCUACAUCCCUGUCGUCGGCAAGCCGCAUUCGCCCGACAUGUCUCUAGCUGACAAAAUCCUGAAAGAACACAUCCCCCGUUUUUCGUUUGCGACAGACACCAACAUCGACGCGCAUUGCCUUGACUUGUCAGUCAUCAGCAUCCGGAUUCUCGGCGUCGAAUCUGGCCAACCGGAGUCCGCAUCGCAGCACCCUUGGCCGUCUGAUAGCGACCCUCGUUAUACAAAACACUAUCUGCAAUUCUUCGAGUACGAAAAGCCGGCCCCAUUGCGCAUGAGCAAAUACCUUGCAUCCGUCGCUCUGCGAUCUCUGCAUAACCUUGCGCUGGACAUUCCCACCAUUCGUGACCUCUGCAGUGAUAACGCUUGGCCAUGUCUACUGCGUGCGAGCGAGGUCCGUCGUGUGGGCGUUCUCAAACCUUCCAAAACAUGGAUGUGCCAGCACAUCUCGAUUCUAUUGGACGCACUUGUGGGGCAUCAUGCUCGCGACGGGCAGAACGAGGCAGGCGUGCUAUUCCCUCGCCUGGAGGUCGUGGCCCUGCCUUUGUUUGAGAAGGAAGCCGAGUAUAGCGGGCUGAAAGCCAACAUCGUCAACCUGGUACAUGCCAGGCGCGAAUUGGGAGUGCCUGUACAAGAGCUGGUCAUACCGGAGAGCGCCUCGGCUUGGUCCAUGUGGAGCACCAUGCGAACGUAUCUGAAGAUCACGCCUGUCGACUACCCCUGGACCGAAAACGCAUCGCCUUUUGUAUACGAUUCCGACACUGUGUACGAUUCCGACUCUGAAUACGACUCCGACCCGAUGUAG